Messenger RNA from Lagopus leucura (white-tailed ptarmigan), 1014 nucleotides. It is a transcript of the gene NEUROD6, whose product is annotated as neuronal differentiation 6. Bases 1 to 1014 code for a protein of 337 amino acids. The record is from RefSeq and is a predicted model, not a curated record. NCBI's taxonomy places the organism in Eukaryota, Metazoa, Chordata, Aves, Galliformes, Phasianidae. Gene Ontology annotation, biological process: regulation of DNA-templated transcription; nervous system development. The transcript has a single exon. Gene Ontology annotation, molecular function: protein dimerization activity.
AUGCUAACACUACCGUUUGAUGAGUCUGUUGUAAUGCCAGAAUCCCAGAUGUGCAGAAAGUUUUCCAGAGAAAGCGAUGACCAAAAGCAAAUAAAGAACCCGGAAAGCUUUUCGAAGCAGAUCAUACUCCGAGGGAAGAAUAUUAAAAGGUCUCCUGGAGAAGACACAGAGAAAGAGGAGGAAGAGGAAGAGAGGGAGGAGGAGGAUGAAAACGGCUUGCCCAGGAGAAGAGGCCUUCGGAAAAAAAAGACGAGCAAGAUCAGGAUGGAAAGGAUCAAAUUCAGGCGACAAGAAGCCAACGCGCGUGAGAGGAACCGGAUGCACGGCCUUAACGACGCUCUGGACAAUUUAAGGAAAGUGGUCCCUUGCUAUUCUAAAACACAAAAACUGUCAAAAAUCGAAACGUUGAGACUAGCCAAGAACUACAUUUGGGCUCUUUCCGAAAUUCUGCGAAUUGGCAAGAGACCUGACCUGCUCACCUUUGUCCAGAACUUGUGCAAGGGUCUGUCCCAGCCAACGACAAACUUGGUGGCGGGAUGCCUGCAGCUGAACGCCCGAAGCUUCCUGAUGGGCCAGGCAGGUGAAGGUGCCCACCAUGCCCGCUCGCCUUACUCUACUUUCUACCCCCCCUACCACAGCCCUGAGCUUGGCACCCCCCCAGGGCACGGGACUCUCGACAACUCCAAGUCCAUGAAACCCUACAACUACUGCAGUGCGUAUGAGUCCUUCUAUGAGAGUACUUCCCCCGAGUGUGCCAGCCCACAGUUUGAAGGUCCCUUAAGUCCUCCCCCAAUUAACUAUAAUGGGAUAUUUUCCCUGAAGCAAGAAGAAAGCUUGGACUAUGGCAAAAAUUACAAUUACGGCAUGCAUUACUGUGCAGUGCCACCCAGGGGUCCCCUUGGGCAGAGCUCGAUGUUCAGGUUGCCUACAGAGAGCCACUUCCCUUACGACUUACAUCUGCGCAGCCAGUCUCUCACCAUGCAAGAUGAAUUAAAUGCAGUUUUUCAUAAUUAA